This is a messenger RNA of Sporothrix brasiliensis 5110, 3162 nucleotides long. Its product is annotated as glycoside hydrolase family 63. Gene Ontology annotation, molecular function: Glc3Man9GlcNAc2 oligosaccharide glucosidase activity. NCBI's taxonomy places the organism in Eukaryota, Fungi, Ascomycota, Sordariomycetes, Ophiostomatales, Ophiostomataceae. The coding region runs from base 1 to 3162 and encodes 1053 amino acids. Gene Ontology annotation, cellular component: endoplasmic reticulum membrane. The transcript has 6 exons. Gene Ontology annotation, biological process: oligosaccharide metabolic process; protein N-linked glycosylation. The record is from RefSeq and is a predicted model, not a curated record.
AUGGUCCUCGUCGACGGCCGCGAGUACCUCACCGAGGAGGAGAAGCGUCUCAAGGAGGAUCGCACGCGGGAGAAAUACUGGAAGAAAUGGGGUCCCUACGUCUCGGAGCGCCAGUGGGCGACAGUGCGUGAGGACUACAGCCACGAUGGCGACGCAUGGAGCCACUUCCCCCACGAACACGCACGAUCGCGUGCCUAUCGCUGGGGCGAGGAUGGUAUCGCCGGUGUUUGCGACACUCACGGACUCGAGAACAUUGCUUUCGCUUUUUGGAACGAGAAAGAUCCCUUCCUCAAAGAGCGCCUCUUCGGCCUGUCCAACCCCCAAGGCAAUCAUGGCGAGAGCAUCAAGGAAGCUCACUUUCACCUCGAUAACACCCCACAUUCUUACAUGAAGUACCUGUACAAGUACCCCCAGGCCCCUUUCCCAUAUGAAGAUCUUCUCAAAGAGAACGCGCGCCGCGGCAAGCAAGACAAGGAGUACCAGAUCCUCGACACCGGCGUCUUUGCCGAGGAUCGUUACUGGGAUAUUUAUAUUGAGACCGCCAAGGAGGACGACGACCCGGAUGCCCUCAUUUUCCGUGUCACGGCAUGGAACCGCGGCCCGGACCGUGCACCUCUCCACAUCAUCCCGCAUCUGUGGUUCCGCAACACGUGGGCAUGGGGCCGCGAAAAGCCCGAGGACAAGCCGUCCAUCGAGGUCUGCGACGACAACCUCGUCAAGUCCAGCCACCCCGUCCUGGGCGACCGAUACAUGCUGCUGGCGCCCUCGCCUGGUGUUGGUCCCAGCGACCAGGAUGUCCAGCCCGAGCUGCUGUUCACCGACAACGACACCAACUUUGCAGCCCUCUACGAGGGCAAGAACGAGUCCACCUACGUCAAGGAUGCCUUCCAUGACUAUAUUGUGGACGGCAAGAAGGAGGCCGUUAACCCGGCCAAGACCGGCACCAAGUUUGCCGGUUGGUUCUCGUUCAACGAGGACGGCGGCGUUGGUCCCGGCGAGUGCGCCGUUGUCCGUUUCCGCUUCUCCAAGCGCGACGAGACCUUCCUCGACGAAGAGGAGGUCGACAACAUAAUCGACACCAAGCGCCAGGAGGCCGACGAGUUUUACUACCGAAUCAGCCCCAUGCCCAUGUCCGACGACAUGCGCAACGUCCAGCGACAGGCCUUCUCCGGCAUGAUGUGGUGCAAGCAGCACUACCUGUUCAUCUGGGACCAGUGGGCAAACGGCGACCCGACCCAGCCGCCGCCGCCGCCGGAUCGCAAAGCGAUUCGAAACAGCCAGUGGAAGCACAUGCACUGCGACGACAUUCUGUCCAUGCCUGAUUCGUGGGAAUAUCCCUUCUUUGCCGCCUGGGACUCGAGUUUCCACUGCAUCACCCUGGCUAUGAUCGACCCCGAGUUCGCCAAGAAACAGCUCGAUCUGUACACGCGCGAGUGGUACUGCCAUCCCAAUGGACAGCUGCCGGCCUACGAGUGGAACUUUGGCGAUGUCAACCCGCCCGUCCAUGCAUGGGCCACGUUCCGCGUCUUCAAGAUUGAGCGCAAGAUCUACGGCCGCCAGGACCUUGACUUCCUCGAGCGUGUCUUUCAGAAGCUGCUGCUCAACUUCACUUGGUGGGUCAACCGCAAGGACGCAGACGGCAAGAACGUGUUCGAGGGUGGCUUCCUGGGCCUUGACAACAUCGGUUUGUUCAACCGGUCGGAGCCGCUGCCCACGGGUGGUGUCCUCGAGCAGGCCGACAGCACGGGCUGGAUGGCAUUUUACUGCCUGAGCAUGCUCAACAUCUGCCUCGAGCUGGCCAAGUACCGCCGCACGUACGAAGACAUGGCCACCAAGUUCUUUGAGCACUUUAUUCUCAUCAGUGACGCAAUGACAUUCCGCAUGGGCGAGAAGGACGAGUCCUCGCUGUGGAACGACGAGGAUGGCUUCUACUAUGAUGCCAUCUCAUGGGGUGGACCCUGGAUUCAGCAGCUGCCUGUGCGGUCGCUGGUCGGUCUGAUCCCCAUGUACGCUACGAUGACGCUGGAGCCGGAGCUGGUGAACCGCCUGCCGACCUUUAAGCGCCGUGUCGAGUGGUUCAUCAACAACCGCUGCGACGUUGCCGAGCGCAACAUGGCAUCCAUUCGCAAGCGCGGUAAGGGCGACCGCAUUCUGCUGUCCAUUGUUAGCAAGGAGCGCCUGGUGCGCCUCCUUGAGCGUAUGCUGGACGAGGACGAGUUCCUCAGCCCCCACGGUAUCCGCUCGCUGUCCAAGUACCACAAAGACCAUCCGUACUCGAUGGAUGUGAAUGGCCAAAAGUUCUCCGUCGGCUACAUUCCCGGCGACUCGGACAGCGGCCUUUUUGGCGGCAACAGCAACUGGCGCGGCCCGGUUUGGAUUUGCGUCAACUACCUGCUCGUCGAGUCGCUGCAACGCUUCUACAUGUUCUUUGGCGACACGCUCAAGGUCGAGUGCCCUGUCGGCUCGGGUGAUAUGAUGCACCUGGGCCACGUGUCCGAGGAGCUUCAGCACCGCCUGCAGCACCUGUACGUGCGCAAUGACGACGGCCGCCGCAGCAUCAACGACGGCAACGACCUGCUCGAUUUUGAUCCGCUUUGGAAGGACAACCUGUGGUUUUACGAAUUCUUUGACGGCGACUCGGGCCGUGGUCUCGGUGCCACGCACCAGUGUGGCUGGACAAGUCUCAUUGCGCGCAUGAUCCACGAUACAGGCGCCGGCAUGAACCAUUACUUUGACGACAUCUUCGACCGCUACGAAAAGGCGGGCACCCCGCACUCAUCGGGUUCCAUGCCGCGCAUCCGCCGCUCGUCGACAGCCCGCUCGCUCGGUGCGCGCAGUGACUUUCUCAUUGGCACCGACGGCGAGUCGGAAACCAACGACGGCGAGCUGGGCCAUGAUUACCCAGAGAAUGGUGUUCAUGGUGCCAAUGGACAAAACGGCGAUGCUGUCGAGGACGGUGAUCCGCGUUCACGCAUGAGCCGCCGUUCGUCGCGGUCGGGCUCCAUGUUCUUCCACAACCCGGAGCGCGUGCGCGAGCGCGCCGAGGCGGACCAGCAUCUGAACAAGUACAUUGCUGAUCAGCUGCAGCGCUACAAGAGCUCGCAGAGCCUCGACAGCUACGAGCAAGGUAACGAGUAUGAGGCACAGGCAGACAAGGAAUAA